This is a messenger RNA of Fraxinus pennsylvanica, 516 nucleotides long. Lineage: Eukaryota; Viridiplantae; Streptophyta; Magnoliopsida; Lamiales; Oleaceae. The record is from the annotation of a GenBank genome assembly.
AUGGAAGCGGAUAAUAUUAGCAGUGUAACUAAUGUUAAAGAUGAAGAAGAUGGUGUUCUUCUUCCAGGGUUUCGAUUUUAUCCUACCGAUGAAGAGCUCGUAGGGUUUUAUCUUCGAAGAAAGGUCGAGAAGAAACCGAUUACUAUUGAACUUAUCAAGCAGGCUGAUAUCUACAAGUACGAUCCAUGGGACCUUCCAAAAGGCAGCAACGUAGGGGAGAAGGAGUGGUACUUCUUUUGCAAAAGGGGAAGAAAAUACAGAAACAGCAUAAGACCCAAUAGAGUGACAGGUUCAGGAUUUUGGAAAGCAACUGGAAUAGACAAACCAAUCUAUGGAGAAGGCCGUGAUUGCAUUGGCUUAAAGAAAUCACUGGUUUAUUACAGAGGAAGUGCUGGGAAAGGCACCAAAACUGAUUGGAUGAUGCACGAAUUUCGUCUUCCGGCUACUCAUCACAGCAAUACAAAACAACUAACUGAUAAUCAAUGCAUUGCUCAAGAAGCUGUAAGAAAGUUCUGA